AUGGCGCGUUCCAUAGUGAAUCCAAGUGUCGACCGCACAACCGGAAAGCUAUCCGAGAUUCGACAAAAGUUUAAUAAAGAGACGACACACGCGCAUCAUCAUCUGAGAAGCGCUAUUAUAAACUCGGCUUUCUCCAAGCAGACAUUUUGCACGCUCAGUUUCUACGAGAAGGUACAUGUAAUCGAAGAGAGCCACCACUUACCCGUGUCCUCGCUCUGGUCCAUGUUUACACUUCGAAUUCGCUGCCCCGCCAUGAAAAUCUACGUUACGAAAUAA
Molecule: messenger RNA, 276 nt
Organism: Phytophthora nicotianae INRA-310
Lineage: Eukaryota; Oomycota; Peronosporomycetes; Peronosporales; Peronosporaceae
Exons: 2
Coding region: 1-276 (91 amino acids)
Source: RefSeq, a predicted model, not a curated record